UGUUCCGAGUUUGUAGAGAGCGGCUGCUGUGAGAUAUUUGCCAUUGGGCAGACUAUAAAAGCGCAGUGCAGAACGUGGCUUACAAUCAGUUCGAACUGAAUAACAUCAUGAAGUGGCUAUCUGUAGUUUUCGCCUUAGCCUUAUUGGCUCUAGCCAGCGCCAACCCGCUGCACCCGGAUGUGGUCAUCAAUGGGGAUUGCAAGAAGUGCAACGUACACGGCGGCUAAAAGCACCUAAAAAUUAUAAUUAACUAAUAAAAUUAAACAAAUGAAUGCACAAUAUA
Drosophila montana is the source of this 283-nucleotide messenger RNA. RefSeq names its product bomanin Short 5-like. Gene Ontology annotation, biological process: defense response. The transcript is spliced from 2 exons. The coding region runs from base 108 to 227 and encodes 39 amino acids. Lineage: Eukaryota; Metazoa; Arthropoda; Insecta; Diptera; Drosophilidae. The record is from RefSeq and is a predicted model, not a curated record.